Messenger RNA from Stegastes partitus (bicolor damselfish), 2667 nucleotides. Its product is annotated as integrin beta-3-like. Gene Ontology annotation, cellular component: integrin complex; synapse; focal adhesion. Gene Ontology annotation, molecular function: fibronectin binding; fibrinogen binding; integrin binding. The record is from RefSeq and is a predicted model, not a curated record. Gene Ontology annotation, biological process: platelet aggregation; cell-matrix adhesion; integrin-mediated signaling pathway. The coding region runs from base 104 to 2455 and encodes 783 amino acids. NCBI's taxonomy places the organism in Eukaryota, Metazoa, Chordata, Actinopteri, Pomacentridae. The transcript has 15 exons.
GUGUCUCUGACCAGCAGCAGGAAUGAGGAAAAGAGGCGUUCAGUAGCGACGCGAACAAACCCAACAGCGAACACAAACGAGGCUCCUCCGCUCCUGAGCAGUCAUGAAGGCUCUCACAGAAACCGUCCUGCUGCUUCUUUUAUUCUCAAACGCCUGCGAUUCCAACAUCUGCACGUCUCGAGGUGUCACCACUUGCCAGCAGUGUCUGGCUGUAGAUCCCAGCUGUGCCUGGUGCUCUCAGGAGGAGUUUGGACGGGGAGGAUCCAGCACCUCUCGCUGUGACCUGAAACAGAACCUGCUGGGAGAAGGGUGCCGUGAAGAUGCGGUGGAGUUUCCCAGCAGCACCCUGACUGUUGAGACGGACGACCCGCUCAGCGACAAGGCCUCGGGUGCAGGGGGUACCGUCACUCAGGUCCGGCCUCAGAAACUCAGCAUGACACUGAGACCAGGCGAUGCCAAGCGUUUCACCGUGUCGGUGAAGCAGGUGGAGGAUUAUCCUGUGGACCUCUACUAUCUGAUGGAUCUGUCGUUUUCAAUGAAGGACGACUUGGUUCGCCUGCAAACCCUGGGCAACGAGCUCGCCGCGACCAUGGGCCGAACCACGUCUAACCUGCGCAUGGGGUUUGGAGCGUUUGUGGACAAAACUGUGUCCCCGUAUAUGUACACCUAUCCUCCAGAGGCAGUCGUAAACCCUUGUUGGGGGAUCAAUCAACAAUGCCAGGCUCAGUUCGGGUUCAAGCAUGUGUUGUCGCUGACGGAGCAGGUGGAUCGCUUCACCGAGGAGGUGAAGAAGCAGCAGGUGUCCAGGAACAGGGACGCUCCAGAGGGCGGAUUUGAUGCCAUCAUGCAGGCCGUGGUGUGCAAGGAUAAGAUUGGAUGGCGUCCGGACGCCUCACACCUUCUGGUGUUUACCACUGACGCCAAAACUCACAUCGCUCUGGACGGACGUAUCGCCGGCAUCGUCCAGCCCAAUGACGGAAAAUGCUACCUGGACGAUGACAACAACUACAACAAAUCUACAGUGCUGGACUACCCCUCCUUGGGCCUCAUGACGGAGAAAAUGUCCGAAAACAACAUAAAUUUGGUUUUUGCGGUGACCAGCUAUGUGGUGCAGCUUUACAAGGAGUACAGUCAGCUCAUUCCAGGCACGACUGUGGGAACGCUGUCUGAUGACUCCGGGAAUGUUAUCCAGCUAAUUGAGCAGGCCUAUGCGAAAAUUCGCUCUAAAGUGCAGCUGGAGCUACUAGGAGUCCCAGAAGAGUUGAACCUCGCCUUUAACGCCACGUGCCUGAACGGAGAGGUCAUCCCUGGAAUCAGGUCCUGCUCCGGCCUCAAGAUCGGAGACACAGUCUCAUUCAGUGUGGAGGCCCAGUUGCGCGGCUGCCCUAAAGAAAAGAGCCGCACUUUUACCAUCAAACCUCUGGGCUUCAAGGAUUCUCUGGAGGUCACGGUGGACUUCGCCUGCGGCUGCGCCUGCGAGGCGACGGCCGAAGAGGACAGCCCCCUCUGCAACAACGGCAACGGGACCUACGAGUGCGGCGUCUGUCAGUGUCACCCGGGCCAUCUGGGCCCACGUUGCGAGUGCUCCGUGGAGGACUACAGGCCAUCAGACGAAGGCAACUGCAGGCCCACGCCGGACAGCCCGAUCUGCAGCGGUAGAGGCGACUGCUUGUGCGGACAGUGUUCCUGUCACUCCAACGAGUUCGGUCAGGUGUGGGGGAAGUUCUGCGAAUGCGACGACUUCAACUGCCUGCGCUUCAAAGGGGCUCUGUGCUCUGAUCAUGGAAAGUGUAACUGUGGCUUCUGUCAGUGUGAUGCCGGCUGGAAAGAUGAAAACUGCAACUGCACCACACGAACCGACACCUGCAUGUCCAGCAUCGGCCUGCUGUGCAGCGGCCGAGGCACCUGCGAAUGUGGGGUUUGUCAGUGCACUCAGCCUGGAGCCUACGGAGCGACCUGCGAGAAAUGUCCCACCUGUCCCGACUCCUGCACCAUAAAGAAGAAGUGUGUUGAGUGUCAGCACUUCAAGAGAGGGCAGUACACCGACGACAACAGCUGCAACAGAAUCUGCAGAGAUGAAAUUCAAGUCACAGAUGAACUGGAGUUCCAUGACAGAAACGCAGUGAACUGCUCGUACAAAGAUGAGAACGACUGCAUCGUGCACUUCCAGUAUUACGAGGAUGAAAGCGGCAAAUCCAUUCUGUUUGUGGUGAAAGAAGCAGAAUGCCCCGAGGGCCCGGACAUCCUGGUGGUGCUGCUGGCGACGGCCGGAGCCAUUCUGCUGCUGGGCCUCAUCGGCCUGCUCAUCUGGAAGCUGCUGGUCACCAUCCACGAUCGCAGAGAGUUCGCCAAGUUCGAGGAGGAACGAGCCAAAGCCAAGUGGGACACGGGCAACAAUCCUCUGUACAAAGGAGCCACGUCCACCUUCACCAACGUGGCGUACCGAGGCAACUAACGGCGAAAGGCGACCGGGGGAAAACUCAGGGCUCGACGACAGAGACGGAAUGUAGCGGCGCAGAUAUAGAUGUACAGGAGGCGUAGGAGGCUUUUACACUGUCAGGUGACCAGAUACUGUGGCUGAAAAGUAGUUACUGCUGUCAACAAUGAUUGUACAUAAUGUAAAAAUAGCUGUUAAUAUAAGUCACAGAGGGCUCUGUUCCUACACUG